GAGAGGCCCGCGCCACUUGCAACUUGACUCGCCGCCGCUCACCCCGCCCUCGCCCUCACUGCCCCGCACAACGCGGCGGCGCCGCUCGACCCCCACAGCACACGCCGCCGUCGGAUUCCCGCUCCACGAAACGCCGCCGCUCCACCACGCAGACUGUAGGUUUUCCUCUUUCGCCAUCGAAUCCCCACGAGCCGCUGAAUCGCCUGCGCCGUUUGCUAUACAGCAAAGGUCGCGCGCCCGCCGAUGGCGCUGCGCGCCAGUGGCAGCUUCUACCACUCCGCCAGCCGCGCCGUCUCCCGCCAAUAGCAAGCACAUGGUCGCCACCCGUAGCGUGGCGCGCUCCCGAUGUCCCCGCCGCCCCCCGCGCAGGCGGGGGCCCUCGCCAACGCCACCUUCUCCCGCCUCUUCCAGCUCUGCGCCCAUACCGGCCGCGAGGCGCUCGGCGCGGGCCGGGCCGCGCACUCGCGGAUGCUCGUGUCCGGGUUCGUGCCCACCGUGUUCGUCUCCAACUGCCUCCUCCAGAUGUACGCCCGCUGCGCGGGCGCCGCCCGCGCGCGCAGGGUGUUCGACGCGAUGCCCCACCUGGACACGGUCUCGUGGAACACCAUGCUCACGGCGUAUGCCCAGGCGGGAGACAUCGACACGGCCGUGUCGCUGUUCGACGUGAUGCCGGGCCCGGACGUCGUGUCGUGGAACGUGCUGGUCUCGAGCUACUGCCAGCGCAGCAUGUUUCGGGAGUCGGCAAGUCUGUUUUUGGAGAUGGCUCGCGGUGGUGUUGCCCUCGACAGGACGACGUUUGCUGUUUUGCUGAAGGCCUGCAGUGGUUUGGAAGAUUUGGCACUUGGUGUUCAAAUCCACGCGUUGGCGGUGAAGAUGGGCCUGGAGGCUGAUGUCCGAGCCGGGAGUGCUCUCGUGGACAUGUAUGGCAAGUGCAGGAGUUUGGAAGAUGCACUGCGCUUCUUUCAUGGAAUGGGUGAGAGGAAUUGGGUCUCUUGGUGUGCAGCGAUCGCGGGAUGUGUCCAAAAUGAGCAGUACACACGAGGGUUGGAACUGUUUGUGCAGAUGCAGAGGCUGGGGCUUGGGGUGAGCCAGCCUGCUUAUGCCAGUGUCUUUAGAUCCUGUGCAGCAAUGUCCUGUCUGGGCACUGCUAGGCAGUUGCACGCCCAUGCCAUAAAGAAUAAGUUCAGUUCUGAUCGCGUGGUUGGCACAGCAAUUGUGGACGUGUAUGCUAAGGCUGAUAGCUUGGUUGAUGCUAGAAGGGCAUUCUUUGGUUUGCCCAACCAUACUGUGGAGACAUGCAAUGCCAUGAUGGUUGGGCUUGUGCGCACAGGGCUCGGACUCGAGGCCAUGCAACUGUUUCAAUUCAUGACCAGGUCUGGUAUUGGUUUUGAUGUAGUUAGCUUAUCAGGUGUUUUCAGUGCUUGUGCUGAGGUUAAGGGGUACUUUCAAGGGUUACAAGUCCACUGCUUAUCAGUUAAAUCAGGGUUUGAUGCGAAUGUUUGUGUCAAAAAUGCAAUUCUGGAUCUAUAUGGGAAGUGCAAAGCGUUGGUAGAAGCAUAUCUUAUAUUCCAGGAGAUGGAGCAAAGAGAUUCAGUCUCUUGGAACGCUAUUAUUGCAGCUCUUGAGCAAAAUGAGUGUUAUGAGGAUACCAUAGCCCACUUAAAUGAAAUGCUGCGCUCUGGUAUGGAACCUGAUGAUUUCACUUAUGGUAGUGUCCUUAAGGCUUGUGCAGGUUUACAAUCUUUGGAAUAUGGAUUGAUGGUUCAUAACAAAGUAAUCAAGUCAGGACUUGGUUUAGAUGCUUUUGUUGCAAGCACUGUUGUUGACAUGUACUGUAAAUGUGGCAUGAUAACAGAGGCUCAGAAACUUCAUGACAGAAUUGGGAGGCAAGAACUUAUUUCAUGGAAUUCCAUCAUAUCAGGAUUUUCACUCAACAAACAGAGUGAUGAAGCACAGAAGUUCUUCUCAGCGAUGCUAGAUAUGGGGGUAAAGCCUGAUCAUUUUACUUAUGCCACGAUUCUUGAUACUUGUGCUAAUCUGGCUACCAUUGAGUUGGGAAAACAGAUCCAUGGUCAGAUUAUCAAGCAGGAAAUGCUUGGAGAUGAAUAUAUCUCUAGUACUCUUGUAGACAUGUAUGCCAAGUGCGGGAACAUGCCAGAUUCGCUGUUGAUGUUCGAGAAGGCACAUAAACUGGAUUUUGUGUCGUGGAAUGCUAUGAUAUGUGGCUAUGCACUCCAUGGCCAGGGAUUGCAAGCCCUAGAGAUGUUUGAGAGGAUGCAGAAAGCAAAUGUUCUGCCAAAUCAUGCAACUUUUGUGGCAGUUCUUCGGGCAUGCUGCCAUGUUGGUUUGCUAGACGACGGAUGCCGCUACUUCCAUCUGAUGACCACCCGCUACAAAUUGGAACCUCAACUGGAACACUUUUCUUGCAUGGUCGAUAUACUAGGACGCUCAAAGGGCCCGCAGGAAGCUCUGAAAUUUAUCAGAAGCAUGCCUUUUGAAGCAGAUGAAGUCAUAUGGAAGACUCUGCUAAGCAUUUGCAAGAUCCGUCAAGAUGUUGAAGUGGCUGAAAUUGCUGCUAGCAAUGUUUUACAGCUAGAUCCAGAUGAUUCAUCAGUGUACAUUCUUCUCUCAAAUGUAUACGCUGAAUCAGGGAAAUGGGUUGAUGUUUCAAGGACUAGAAGGCUAAUGAGGCAGGGACGGCUGAAAAAGGAACCUGGUUGUAGCUGGAUUGAAGUGCAAUCCGAGAUGCAUGGUUUCCUUGUAGGCGAUAAGGUCCAUCCAAGAUCGACAGAGGUGUAUGAGAUGUUGAAUGAUUUGAUUGGUGAGAUGAAACUCUCUGGAUAUGAGCCUGCUUCAACCGUUUUUGCUGAGGUUGAUGAAGAGGGGAGCGCAUCAGAGCAAGAUGAUUUGCUUGGAAUCGUCGGUGAUUAAUCUGUCUUGCCUUCGUGUAAAUUUGGCAGAUUCCUCCAGCAGAGAAUGAUACCAAUAAUAACACUGAGCCAGAAACUCAAAAUUUCUUACCUGGCCAUGUCAUGUAAGCAUGUUCUUGUUGAUCUUAGGAUGCAUGUGACUGACGAUCGUUCACAUGAAAGCAAGCCAGGACCAUGUGCACAGUUUUGGCGUGAAGAGGACUGAGCGCAGAAAAUAGGCUAGCAAAAGAAAUCAAACUGACCACAUCUGGUGGAUAAGUCAGUUAUUGCUAUUUCCACAACAUGUGCUGAUUCUGGCUUGUAUACAUGGAAUAUAGCAAACUUUGCAGAAAUGCAUCUGUUGCCUUAUUGGUAAUUUGGUAUGUGUAUUAUGUGCCCAGAGAUGAAUUUAAUUCCUUCGGAGCUCGUUGCUUGCUAUGCUUGUACUUGAUGUAAAUUGUAGGUGAGCUUCUUUAGAUAGUUCUUUAGAUCUGUUCGAAGGACAGACUACCUUACUUUGCGGCAUGGAUUCUUUGCUGCUCAUUUAUCUCCAGGGACCAAGUUCAAUUUUCGGAAGUACAUCAAGAGGUCAUUGGAGGAUGAUUUCAAAACAGUUGUUGGCAUUAGUCCACCUUUAUGGGGCCUCUGCUCUGGCUGUAAUGCUCGUCAAUGUUCAUGGUAUGCCAUUAUCUAAUUUCCUAAACUCCCAUAUUCUCAGAAAAUUACACACUGCUAAAUUACAUGUUGUAAUUCUUGUAGCAUGCCUAUACUGGUGGAGCAUUCUUUGCUUUGAAAAUAACUUGGAUUACACCUAAAUAAGAUCCAACACUCCAACAGACCAACUCUCUGGUUGUACUUCAUGUGCUAUUUGGCUUGAUGGUUUCCAGGACACCAUGAAAUUCUACAACAACAACAACAUAGUCUUUUGUCCCAAGCGAGUUGGGGUAGGCUAGAGAUGAAACCCAAAAGACACAAAGGUCAUGGUUCAGACACGUUGAUAGCUAGUCUCCAAGCGCUCCUA
Molecule: messenger RNA, 3930 nt
Organism: Panicum virgatum (switchgrass)
Lineage: Eukaryota; Viridiplantae; Streptophyta; Magnoliopsida; Poales; Poaceae
Product: pentatricopeptide repeat-containing protein At3g02330, mitochondrial-like
Exons: 4
Coding region: 346-2931 (861 amino acids)
Biological process (GO): RNA modification
Molecular function (GO): RNA binding; protein binding
Source: RefSeq, a predicted model, not a curated record